This is a messenger RNA of Fimicolochytrium jonesii, 1250 nucleotides long. RefSeq lists its product as uncharacterized. The transcript is spliced from 5 exons. The record is from RefSeq and is a predicted model, not a curated record. Gene Ontology annotation, molecular function: protein binding. The coding region runs from base 1 to 1005 and encodes 334 amino acids. NCBI's taxonomy places the organism in Eukaryota, Fungi, Chytridiomycota, Chytridiomycetes, Spizellomycetales, Powellomycetaceae.
AUGUCCGACGAAGACACGCCGCACCACGCCAACGCCGACGAGCCUCUCCCCGACACCCCGCUCACCGCCGGCCUCAUCCAGCCGUCCAUCUCGCUCCUCGCGCGCACGGGCGAUGGCCUCUCGCACGCCUACACGCGGCUCUCGCUCCCCUCGCACUCCCUCACCGACAUCGCGAUCCUCAAGAACUACACCAACCUCCGCUACGUCGAUCUGUCGAUGAAUGCCAUCGCCGAUCUGUCCCCGCUGGCGAACUUGGAGUUUUUGCUGAGUCUGGAUGCGCAUGGGAAUAGGGUCGAGGUGGUCGGGAGGGAGCUGGGCGGGCGGAAGUGGUUGCAGUGGGUGGAUCUGAGGAACAAUGGGAUUAGGAACUGGGAGGCGGGCGAUUGGCCUAUGUGUGGGUGGUUGACUCUUGAUGACAACGCCCUGACAACCCUCUCCCUCCCGACCUUCCCCUCGCUCCUCCACCUCUCCCUCACCCGCAACACCCUCGAGCGCCUGCACCCGCUCGGCGCGCCCAAGCUGCAGAAACUGUACCUCUCGCACAACCCCCUGGGCGCGGUAGCGGGCGUGGAUCUGGACGACAAGCCGGCGCUGCAGGUGCUGCAUCUGCGCGAGUGUGGGUUGGGCAGCCUGGAGGGGAUCGGCGGGAGGGAAGGGGCGGGGUUGGACGGGCUGGUUUAUUUGAAUUUACGGGGAAACAAUCUGAGCUCGACGGCCGAGAUCGACCGGCUGGCGCAUAUGCACAGCUUGCGGAUCCUUGUUCUCACAGACAACCCGCUAACAUCCCACCCGACCUACCGCCUGGAGAUCCUCGCGCGGCUGCCGAAGCUCGAGCGGCUGGACAAGGAGCCGAUCGGCGACGACGAGCGGGAGGAGGCGGGGGCGUACAAGAUCCAGAUGGUUGCCAAGCGGGGUGGGGAGGACGGGGAGGGUGGAGAGGAGGCCGAGGCGGACGCGGAGGGGGAGAGUGAUGGGCAGGGUGAGGAACCGCAGGAUGAUGAUUGAGCGGAUGGGCUGUUCUCACGCUGUACAUGUACGGCACUCCGCGGUCCCGAACGGGAUCUCGGAGAGUCCGCGUGCGAUUUUGGGAUGUGCACUGCAGAGUAUAGACUACGCUACACGACAUUCUCAGCGGGGAACGGGGAUCCCAUCACAGCUCGCGAUAUACCCACUAGUGCUUUCGUUUCUGUCUCGGUAUCAUGUCGAAGGGGAGGGAAAUAGACGCUUCAACCCGCUUCAUAGCAAUGGGG